AGAAAACCCUACUUUUACCUUAGCUAAAGCUCUCUGCCUCUUUUGACCAAAAAAAAUAAAAACAAAGAAGCUCUGUUCCUCGUUGCAGCGAAAGCUCUUACCAACAAGACGAUGAUUAUCUCAGAGACCAACCGCAGAGAGAUCUGCAAGUACCUCUUCAAAGAAGGAGUAUUGUUUGCGAAGAAGGAUUUCAACCUCGCAAAGCAUCCGUUGAUUGAGUCAGUACCAAACUUGCAAGUGAUCAAGCUCAUGCAGAGUUUCAAGUCCAAGGAGUACGUUAGGGAGACGUUCGCAUGGAUGCACUAUUAUUGGUUUUUGACCAAUGAAGGCAUUGAGUUUUUGAGAACUUAUCUUAACCUUCCGUCUGAUGUUGUUCCUGCGACCUUGAAGAAGUCUGCUAAGCUCAUUGGCCGUCCUUUUGGUGGCCCACCUGGUGAUCGCCCAAGAGGACCACCUCGCUUUGAGGGAGACCGUCCCAGAUAUGGUGACCGUGAUGGGUACCGUGCAGGGCCACGUGGUGGUGAUGUUGGAGGUGAAAAGGGUGGAGCUCCUGCUGAUUACCAACCCUCUUUCCAAGGAAGUGGUGGUAGGCCUGGAUUUGGCCGUGGUGCUGGUGGUUACAGCGCUGCAGCUCCAUCUGGUUCCGGUUUACCCUGAAAGAGCUGUUCUUAUCGUUAAGCAAUUGAAAGACAUUUUCAGUUUUGGCUUUAGUUUUGUUUUUGUAAUCCAAAUCCGGAAUCUAUAAUCUAUCUAUUUCUCUCACUUUUGGUUUAAAGAAACAAAUCCUAUAAUUUUCCA
Messenger RNA from Raphanus sativus (radish), 798 nucleotides. RefSeq names its product 40S ribosomal protein S10-1. The transcript has 5 exons. NCBI's taxonomy places the organism in Eukaryota, Viridiplantae, Streptophyta, Magnoliopsida, Brassicales, Brassicaceae. The record is from RefSeq and is a predicted model, not a curated record. Gene Ontology annotation, molecular function: RNA binding; structural constituent of ribosome. Bases 112 to 657 code for a protein of 181 amino acids. Gene Ontology annotation, cellular component: cytosolic small ribosomal subunit.